Molecule: messenger RNA, 2344 nt
Organism: Theobroma cacao (cacao)
Lineage: Eukaryota; Viridiplantae; Streptophyta; Magnoliopsida; Malvales; Malvaceae
Product: TCP family transcription factor
Biological process (GO): regulation of circadian rhythm
Cellular component (GO): nucleus
Molecular function (GO): DNA-binding transcription factor activity; sequence-specific DNA binding
Source: RefSeq, a predicted model, not a curated record
UGGAUGGGAGGCGCGUGGGGAUGGAAACACAGAAAAUGGGAAAGAAAGGAGGAGCUCAAAAGCGGGGGCGUGAGCUGUGGGGGAUGUGUACCGUGGGACCCACCACCCAUGUGCCCUCCCUCCUGUCUCCACCAGCUCCUGCCGCUCAAUGAUUAGCACUCUGCUCCCUCCCAAACCUCUCCUUUCACUCUCUCUCUCUCCCCUCUGUGUAAAAAUUCUAUUUCUUCCUCUUUCACAAUUCUUCAUUUUUUUUCCCUUCUGUCUUUUAAUCUCCAAUAACCCGAAACAGCAGAGACAAUCUUUUUUGGGUUUGAAGCGCCAAAAAAGAAAAGCUAACGAAAGGGAAGGUAGGUUUCAGUAAGAGUGUUGUUUUGGUAUUUUUAUUUUCCCUAACCCAUGUCAAAUUCAGAGGGUGGUGCUACAAACGGAGCCAUAAUGGACCCUCAGAGACAACAAGCGCCAGGAAACGGUUCCCUCGUCGUCAAAAAACCUCCUUCCAAAGAUCGUCACAGCAAAGUCGAUGGUCGUGGCCGAAGAAUCAGGAUGCCUAUCAUUUGUGCGGCUCGUGUUUUCCAGUUGACUCGGGAGUUGGGUCACAAAUCCGAUGGUCAGACUAUUGAAUGGCUGUUACGCCAAGCUGAGCCUUCCAUCAUAGCCGCCACCGGGACGGGGACAACUCCCGCUAGCUUCUCGACCGUGUCUGUCUCCGUCCGCAGCGGAGCUAAUUCAACUUCUUUAUCGUCGACGACUUCGUCUUCUUCUUUGGAUCAUAAGCCUCUGCUGGGUCCCACCCCUUUUAUACUAGGGAAACGCGUAAGGGCCGACGAUGAUAACGCCGGAAAGGACGAUUCCGGAGUGGUCUCGUUGGGACCAGGCGUGGGGUCCAUUGUGGGACCCGCGGGUACGGGUGGGUUCUGGGCUGUUCCUGCAAGGCCCGACUUUGGUCAAGUAUGGAGCUUCGCGCCUCCGCCUCCACCGGAGAUGGUGGUACAGACGGCUGCUGCUGCGGCAGCGGCGGCUCAGCAACCAGCUGCCGCUGCGUUGUUCGUUCAGCAACAGCAAGCGAUGGGAGAAGCGUCGGCGGCGAGGGUUGGGAAUUAUCUUCCUGGCCACCUGAAUUUGUUAGCUUCGUUGUCGGGUGCUCCGGGGGGUUCGGGUCGGAGAGACGAGGAUCCGCGUUGAAUUUGGGUGGACCGUUUUACUCUUGUUAUUGUUGGGAGUAUAUAUAUUUAUAUGAAUAUAUAGAUUCUAUAAAUAUUUGUGUAUGGUUGUUGUUUUUGUGUGUGUGGAUGUGGAAGAUGAUUUUUAGUUGGAAUUUUAGGGUUAGGGAAGUAGGGUUUUGAGGGGGGACAAUUGGGGAGUUUGGAGUACGGAUGAUGAAUGGAUUCAAAUUAGGGUUUUUUUUUUUUUUCUGUAGCACUUUUAUUUCAUGAUUAAUUAGGGUUUUACAGCGUUCACAAUUAUUUAGGAUUCUGAGGGUUUAUGUUGGAGGAGGAGAGGGGAGUCAAGAAUUAGGGCUUUGGUGACUGAGAUUUUGCGACUGGCCGCAUGCUGCAUUUGGGGAUUUCCAGAAUUGGGGAUUUCUUUUGUGAUUAGUCAAGUUUGCUUAAUGAUUUUUUUUGAGAAAAUGGAAUGCUAGUGCUCUCUGAUUUUGUGCAAGGAGUUGCUGAUUUCUUUCUGAUUUGAAGAAACCGUGGAGGUUCAUUUCCCAUGUUGAAAAAGGUUGUAAACCUGGAUUUGAAGAAUUCAUUGCUUUUUUGCAUUGGCGAGUUCGUCCAUAGGUCAUGAUAUAGCAAUGGUGAACGUGCAAAGUGGGUUGAAUCUUGGUUGUGGAUUGUGAUCGAUUUACAGAUAAUUGGGUUUGAAAAUUGGGGUGACCAGGAUGCUGAAAGCCGGGGAAUUUGCUCUGGAUAAUACUAUGCUUGGCUUGAUGCUGUGGAUGUAUGGUCUCCCUAAAUAUGUUGGAAUUCCCUUUAUUGCUAAUGGUGUUUGAGAAUCGUUAGUUUCUUUGCUGCUACCUGUAAAGCCUAGCAGAGCAGGAAAACUUGUACUGGUUCUUAAAUGCGUAGCUCAUGAUAUGCCAUGGACGUGGGUUGAUCUGGCCCUCUUUCUUCUGCUUUCAGUGUCUAUGUUCAUCACAUGAUCUCAAAGGAGACUGCUGUGUGAAAGAUAAAGGCUCUGGUUCCUUUUCUGUAAGGCCUCUGUUUUGGAAAAAUUUAGCUGUAUUCUUAGCCAUUUCUUUAGAUUUAUCAGCGUGCAAAUAAUGUGUCCUUCAUGUAUUUAAGUGGAUUGUUUUGGGUGCCUGUUGUGUGAAUAAAAGACCCAUCUGUUUUUCUCAAUUUUA